AGUGUCCGUCAGCUGACUCCCUCACAUGAUCUGGACGGUCUGUCAAGAAGACGCCGAAUUAUUUUCUCCGUUUCUUGGUUGAAUCUCGUCCUUGAACGCGUCGCGAUGGCCGGCCGCGGGAAACUGAUCGCCGUUAUCGGUGACGAGGACACGUGUACCGGCUUCCUGCUCGGUGGGAUCGGUGAACUCAACAAGAACCGGAAACCGAAUUUCUUGGUGGUGGAGAAGGACACGAGCAUCACCGAGAUCGAGGAGACGUUCAAGAGCUUCUUGGCUCGUAACGACAUCGGCAUCAUCCUGAUCAACCAGUUCAUCGCUGAGAUGAUCCGUCACGCCAUCGACGGCCACAUGCAGUCGAUCCCGGCCGUGCUGGAGAUCCCGUCCAAAGAGCAUCCGUACGACGCGUCCAAGGAUUCCAUCCUGCGCCGAGCCAAGGGCAUGUUCUCCGCCGACGACUUCCGAUGAACCCUAUCCCUAACCGACCACGAACAUCCGAGUUCAUUUCCUCUUUGUUUCUCUUGAGUCUUGUAAUGAAUGUUUGUUAACUUAUGAAAUAAAUGGUGUUUGAUGUGAA
Scophthalmus maximus (turbot) is the source of this 574-nucleotide messenger RNA. Its product is annotated as V-type proton ATPase subunit F. The record is from RefSeq and is a predicted model, not a curated record. Gene Ontology annotation, molecular function: proton-transporting ATPase activity, rotational mechanism. Gene Ontology annotation, biological process: proton transmembrane transport. Lineage: Eukaryota; Metazoa; Chordata; Actinopteri; Pleuronectiformes; Scophthalmidae. The transcript has 2 exons. The coding region runs from base 106 to 465 and encodes 119 amino acids. Gene Ontology annotation, cellular component: proton-transporting V-type ATPase, V1 domain; membrane.